Molecule: messenger RNA, 1403 nt
Organism: Bradysia coprophila
Lineage: Eukaryota; Metazoa; Arthropoda; Insecta; Diptera; Sciaridae
Biological process (GO): proteasome-mediated ubiquitin-dependent protein catabolic process
Molecular function (GO): proteasome binding; endopeptidase inhibitor activity
Source: RefSeq, a predicted model, not a curated record
UUUCAGAUCAGAUUAUUAAGCGAAAUACACUCAAGAGAUUCAUGAAAAAAUCGAAAUUGCGUAAAUGUGUUGGCGAUUCACUCGACAUUAACUGAUUGUAGUUUAAAUAAGUUUUAAUAAAUCCUCAAAAAAUUCGUGAAUAAUUAGAAAUUGAAAGCCUCAAACUGACGAUUACCCGAUUUUCGUAGUUAAUUAGAAAUCACACGAGAACAAUACAAGUCAAGAAGAACAGAAAAUGGACGGCUGGUCAUUGCUGUUCAAAUCGGUCAAGAGAGAGAUCGAGGAAAAAUCCGAUGUUUUUAUAGCAUUCGUACACUGGCAGCUAUUACAUGCCGGAUUUAAAUGCCUUGGAAUCGGCGAUGAUAAAACAUUGUCAGAUUUAGACGAAGAGUCGGAAGAAUUGCCUGAUGGAUGGAACAUGAACAAAGUCGCAUAUUCUCUACGAUAUAAGUAUGACAAAGAUGUGUUCGUUCUGAUCGGAACGGUGGUUGAUGAUGGCUGCAUGGUGCUAAAUCUUUUGAAUGGAAAGUCAUUGGAAGUGUCGAACACAGAAUUCGUUUUGGAUCGAACUGUUGUCUCGCUGACAGGAAAGCUCAACGUCUUAAUACCAAACUUUGCCAACGUCACCACUCGUUUACAGAACGAUCUUAUCGAACCGGUACUCUCUACGACCAAGAAAAUGCCAGAGACUCAAACCUCCCAAUUAAUACAACCGGAUAUACCGUCAAACAACUUGUGGUAUCCAAUGCCGCCAUGGUCUCCCUAUUUACCACCAAGACCGUCGAACGAAGUUUUUAGUAAUGAAUCAUAUCGUUUGUAUCAUGAUUGGGGGCGUACACCGCUUUUAUCUCCAUUUGGAUUACCAACACCAACUCUGCCACUCAGUCCACUUAAUCCACAAGAAUUGUCACCAGCUGUACCAUGGAACUAUAAUCCUCCACCAGGUCUGGAAAUGAAUUGGCUUAAUCAGCCAGGACCGUCAGGAUUUAUAGCAAAUCAUCCAGUUGUUCCACCAGCUGUCUCAGUCCAUCAGCUUGUUUCACCUGAUGUACAGCCAGCUGCCUCAGUUCAUACUUUUAUUCCAGUCUUUGGACAUCGGCUAAAUAGAGUUGCACCGCCUCCAGAAGAUGUACCACAACCACAGGCUGCACCAAUUCCUGCAUUUAUUCCACCAGACGUUGGUGGACACGGGCGAAGAAGACUUCCAUAGACUUCUAUAUUCCGACGGUAUUUUACCAAGUGACCGAUUCGAUCUUUUCAAUCAGCUAAAUUUAAGAUUUUAACCUACUUCUGGGUGAUUUAAUGUUCAUACGUUCGUGUAAAUAGACUAAGUUCAACAUCAAUCAAUUAACGAAAAAUUAAUUCAAUCAAACGAUUAAUAAAGUUUUAAUUCUGAAUGCGAA